This is a messenger RNA of Procambarus clarkii (red swamp crayfish), 8551 nucleotides long. The record is from RefSeq and is a predicted model, not a curated record. Lineage: Eukaryota; Metazoa; Arthropoda; Malacostraca; Decapoda; Cambaridae.
AUGGUUGGUGUGUACCAAGUGUCUAGUAUCCCUGGUGACAACAACAGUGACCCGCCUGGCAGCUGCUCUUAUGCUGUAUUACUCCUGUUUCCUCGCUAAGUACUUGGAGUGACUCAUUAUAAGAACAAGACUGAACAUUUUUUAAAGAUGGAGUGUGGGGAGGGCACUCCAGAGCAAGGACUUGGUGAGGAUAGAAUCCUUGACAGUGAAGACAGCUCUCCUGCUAGCUCUAUUCAAGAUGAGUCAACUAGUGCUUCUGAAGACCAAGACAGUGAGUCAUCAUCAGAAGACUCGCAAGAAAGUAACCCUGUCACAUUAAUGACUUCUCAAAUAACUUUUCCAUGGAUAAAUCCACAAGAAAUUCUUCAGGCACCAGAGCUUGAGAGUGAAAAAGAAUUAGAGACCAGUAACGCUAAAACUGUUCAGGAGUCAAAAUGUAAUACUAAAGACGAGACUGUAAUAUUAAUUGAUUAUGAACAGGACACAGAGGGAAACAGCUACAAAACUGUUCAGGAAAAUUUAUUGAAGGCAAAUGAGCAAAUUGGGGAGGAUUCUAAUGCAGAAGAUAAACAAAAUGUGCUUUACACAGAGAGUUCCUUAGAUGCAAAUGAAGAAGCAGUAGCGUCAGAUUCUUCAUCAGAGAGUAUACAAUAUAUGACUACCAUCAAGCCAGGUUGUAGGGAGGUUAAUUCAUCAGACACAGUAGAUUCCUCCUCAGAAAGUAGAGAAAUGGGAGAAAUAAAUAAUGACACUGACACUGAUACUUUGGAUAGCUCCUUUGGAGCCAUUCAAGAACAGAUUGUUGAUGAAUCUGGUGAAGAAAGUAUUCAAGAGACAAGCAGGUACAGUAGUGAUGAGGUUACGAGAACAGCACGUGACGAACUAAAGAUGGUACUAGAUGAUAGGGGUGAUAACGAGGCCUCUUUCCCUGGUAACGGAGUAGAUGAAAGGGGUGAUGAUGAGGCCUCUUCCCCAGGCAGUGGAGUAGAUGAAAGGGGUGAUGAUGUCUCAUCCCCUGGUAACAAAGUGUAUAUAAGGGAUGAUGACGAGGUCUCUUCCCCUGGUAAUGAAGUGUAUGGAAGGCAUGAUUAUGAGGCAUCUUCCCCUGGUAGUGGAUUAGGUGAAACAGUUGAUCAUCAGGCCUCUUCACCUGGCAGUGAAUUAGAUGAAAGGGAUGAUCAUCAGGCCUCUUCUCCUGGCAGUGGAUUAGAUGAAAGGGAUGAUCAUCAGGCCUCUUCUCCUGGCAGUGGAUUAGAUGAAAGGGAUGAUCAUCAGGCCUCUUCUCCUGGCAGUGGAUUAGAUGAAAGGGAUGAUCAUCAGGCCUCUUCCCCUGGUAAUGGAGUAGAUGGAAGAGGUGAUGAGGCCUCUUCCCCUGGCAGUGGAGUAGAUGAAAGGGAUGACCAUCAGGCCUCUUCCCCUGGUAAUGGAGUAGAUGGAAGAGGUGAUGAGGCCUCUUCCCCUGGCAGUGGAGUAGAUGAAAUGGAUGAUGAUGAUGUCUCAUCCCCUGAUACUGAAGUGUAUAUAAGGGAUGAUUAUGAGGCCUCUUCCCCUGGUAGUGGAGCAGGUGAAAUGGAUGAUGGUGAGGCCUAUUCCCCUGGCAGUGGAGUAGAUAAAAGGGUUGAUCAUCAGGCCUCUUCCCUUGCCAGUGGAGUAGAUGAAAGGGUUGAUCAUCAGGCCUCUUCCCCUGGCAGUGAAGUAGAUGAAAGGGUUGAUCAUCAGGCCUCUUCCCCUGGCAGUGAAGUAGAUGAAAGGGUUGAUCAUCAGGCCUCUUCCCCUGCCAGUGGAGUAGAUGAAAGGAUUGCUCAUCAGUCCUCUUCCCCUGGUAGUGGAUUAAGUGAAAGGGUUGCUCAUAAGGCCUCUUCCCUUGGAGUAGAUGAAAGGGUUGAUCAUCGGGCCUCUUCCCCUAGCAGUGGAGUAGAUGAAAGGGGCGACCAUCAGGCCUCUUCCCCUGGAGUAGAUGAAAGGGUUGAUCACCAGGCCUCUUCCCCUGGCAGUGAAGUAGAUGAAAGGGUUAAUCAUCAGGCAUCUUCCCCUGGCAGUGGAGUAGAUGAAAGGGUUGAUCACCAGGCAUCUUCUCCUGGCAGUGAAGUAGAUGAAAGGGUUGAUCACCAGGCAUCUUCUCCUGGCAGUGGAGUAGAUGAAAGGGUUGAUCACCAGGCAUCUUCUCCUGGCAGUGGAGUAGAUGAAAGGGUUGAUCACCAGGCAUCUUCCCCUGGCAGUGGAGUAGAUGAAAGGGGUGAUGAUGUCUCAUCCCCUGGUACUGAAGUGCAUAUAAGGCAUAAUUAUGAGGCCUCUUCCCCUGGUAAUGGAUUAGAGGAAAUGGAUGAUGGCGAGGCCUAUUCCCCUGGCAGUGGAGUAGAUGAAAGGGUUGAUCAUCAGGCCUCUUCCCCAGGUAAUGGAGUAGAUGGAAGAUGUGAUGAGGUUUCUACCUCUAAUAAUGGAUUAGGUGACAAUAGUGGCGAUGAAGCCUGUGUAACCUAUGGACCUGAAUCAAAUGAGAGCCGUGCUGAAGUAAUGUAUUCUCCUGACAGUGGAUUGGAUGGAAGGGGUUAUGAGGAGGAAUCUACCGCUGAUAAGGAAUUAAAUGGAAGAGCUGAUGUAGCGUCUACUUCUGAUAAUGAAUUAAAUGGAAGAGAUCUUGAAGAGAUGUCCGCCCCUGAUAAUGGAUUAGAUGAAGUGGGUGAUGAAGUAAUGUAUUCCCCUAAUAAUGGAUUAGAUGGAAAGGGUAAUGAAGAGGUAUCUACUACUGAUAAUGAAUUAGAUGGAAGAAGUGAUGAGGUAUCUUUCCCUGAUAAUGGAAUAGAUGGAAGGGGUAAUGAGGUAUCUACUGAUAAUAGAUUAGAUGGAAGAAGUGAUGAGGUAUCUUUUCCUGAUAAUGGAAUAGAUGAAAGGGAUAAUGAGGUAUCUACCCUUGAUAAUGGAUUAGAUGGAAUGGAUGAUGAGGUAUCUACCCCUGAUAAUGGAUUAGAUGGAAUGGAUGAUGAGGUAUCUACCCCUGAUAAUGGAUUAGAUGGAAUGGAUGAUGAUGUAUCUACCCCUGAUAAUAGAUUAGAAGGAAAGGGUGUUGAGAUAUCUACCCCUGAUAUUGGAUUAAAUGGAAGAGGUCAUGAAGCUGUAUCAGCCCCUGAUAAUGGAUUAAAUAGAAGGGGCGAUGAAGCAUCUAUCCCUGAUAAUGGAUUAAAUGAUAUGGACAAUGAAGCAAUGUAUUCCCAUAAUAAUGAAUUAUAUGGAAAGGGUAAUAAAGAGGUAUCUACCGCAGAUAAUGAAGUAGAUGGAAGGGUUGAUGAGGUAUCUACCCCUGAUAAUGAAUUAGAUGGAAGGGUUGAUGAGGUAUCUACCCCUGAUAAUGGAUUAAAUGGAAGGGUUGAUGAGGUAUCUAACCCUGAUAAUUUAUUAGAUGUGUGUAUUCCUGACAAUGAAUUAAAGGGAAGAGAUCAUGAAGAGGUGUCAGCCCCUGAUAAUGGAUCAGAUGGAAAAGGUGAUGAGGUAUCUACCCUUGAUAAAGGAUUAAAUGCGAAGGGUGAUGAAAGAAUGUUUAUCCCUGAUAAUGUAUUAGAUGAAGAGGGUUAUAAAGAGUCAUCUACCCGUGGUAAUGGAUUAAAUGGAAGGGGUGAUAAAGUCAUGUCUACGAUUAAUCAUCGACAACAGCUGGUACUUUAUGGAAGUAGUGAUGAGGCGAUGUCUUCCUCUGAUAAUGAACAACAGCCAAUACUAGGCAGGAUGGGUGAUGAACGAGCAUCUACCCCUGAUGAUGAACAGCAGAUGAUGAUAGAUAGAGGAAAGAGUGAUGCUGAGGCUUCCAUUCUCUAUCACGGACACCAGUUGGUACUAUAUGGAAGUAGUGAUGAAUCAGUAUCUUCUGAUAAUGAACAACAGAUGAUACUAGAUGAAAGUGGCAAUGAUUUAGAUUCUAUUUCUGAUAAGGGAAAACAGAUGGUUCUAGAUGGGAAGGGUGAUAAAGGGCAAUCUAGCCCUGUUACUGGACAGCAGACGAAGCUUGAUGGAAAGGUUGAUACCGAGUUUUCUGCCCCUAAUCAUGCACAACAGUUGGUACUGUAUGAAAGUAGUGAUGAAUCAGUGUCUUCUGAUAAUGAACAAGAGAUGAUACUAGAUACAAAACAUGAUAAACAGGAAUCUACCCACAAUAAAGAACAAAAGUUGGUACUCGCUGAAAAGUGUAAAGAUUGGGUAUCUAACUUUGAUGAUGGGCAACAGCUGGUAUUAGAUAGCACUGAUGUAAUGGAAUCUACCCCUGCUAGUGGAGAGCAGCAGGUAUUAGACAGAAGCACUGUUGUAUUGGAGUCUACCUCUGCUAGUGAAGAGCAACUGGUAUUAGACAGAAGUACUGUUGUAUUAGAAUCUACCCCUGCUAGUGGAGAGCAGCUGGUAUUAGACAGAAGCACUGUUGUAUUGGAGUCUACCCCUGCUAGUGGAGAGCAGCUGGUAUUAGACAGAAGCACUGUUGUAUUGGAGUCUACCCCUGCUAGUGGAGAGCAGCUGGUAUUAGACAGAAGCACUGUUGUAUUGGAGUCUACUCCUGCUAGUGGAGAGCAGCUGGUAUUAGACAGAAGCACUGGUGUAUUGGAGUCUACCUCUGCUAGUGGAGAGCAGCUGGUAUUAGACAGAAGCACUGUUGUAUUGGAAUCUACCCCUACUAGUGAAGAGCUGCUGGUAUUAGAUAAGAGAGAGGUUGCAGAGGCUUCAUUUAAUAAUGAACAACAUCUAGUUGUAGAUGGAAGGGAUGAUACAAAGGCUUCUAUUUCUGAAAGUGAAGACCAAGUGAUUAAAGAGGGAAAGAGUGAUGUCAAGUUGCCAGUCUCUCUCAAUGGACAGCAGCUGGUCCUAGAUGAAAGUGAUGAUGAUGCUAUGUCUCCUGAUAAUGAGCCACAGCUGGGUGUUGAUGGAAGCAGUGGUGAUGGAGAGGCUUCUAUCCAUGGCAGUGGACAUCAGUUGGAACUGGAUGGAAAGGGUGGUGCAGAUAUGUUUAUAGUUAAUAAUGAACAACUGGCAUUAGAUGGAUGGGGUGGAAAAGAAAAAUCGACUCGACUAAAACUAGACAAGAGGGAUGAUACAGAGGCUUCUAAGCUUGAUAAUGGACAACAGGUGGCACUAGAUAGAAUGGAUGAAGAAGGUACAUCUUCCCUUCAUAAUGAAAAAAAAAUAAAAUUGAAUGAAAGGGAUGCAGAGGCAUUUGCCUCUGAUAAUGCAUGUAAGUUAACACAAGCUGAAAGUGGUAAGUUGCUUACCCCUGAUAAUGGACAUGAGAACUUACUUACAAAAGAACUGGAGCAAGUUUCCAAAGUAUCAUUAUUAGAAAGUGGUAAUAUUGACAAUGAAAACAAGAGCUUGCCCACACUUGAACCACAGAUUGAUGGGGUAUCAGAGAUAACAAGAAAUCAAGAGCAAAUGCCUGCAGACUUUGUUUCUGAAGAAGUUUCAACAUGCACAUUUGAGGAAAAUGAUAACAAAAUAGAUAAUUUUGACAAAUCUGAAUAUGGCCAAAAACUAAAGAGGAAAUUUAGAAAAAAAAAUCCUCCUAUAAACAGAGCAACACAGACUGCUAUUCAGCUCUUAGAUUCGAGUGAAUUUAGUGAUUAUUCUCUAGACCUAGUCACAAUGCAAGUUGAAGUUGGCUUCAUGUCUGUGGAUGCCCUCCAGAAUCUCGAUCCCUCCCUUGAUGAGUGGCCAGUGUUGCUUGUGUCACAGCUGAGUUUGCGUGAUAGUAUCAUCAGCACCCUCAAUGCCAAAUUAUUAGAGCUCAUCUCAAAAGGCCGCAGGCUUGAGCAGGAUGCUGACUACCUCAAGCUCAAGAUUGUGGACCUGAAGCAACAAGUCAAGAAAAGUAGGCAAUACAAAAAAGAGCAGAAUAGUCAAACAACAGAUGAAGAUUUUGCCAAUGCUUGGAAUAAAUGGUAUUCUGGGUCAUGGAAUCAAUAUUACGGUGAGAGUGAUCCUUCCAGCGCCCACUACUGGCCGGGUCAUUAUGCUCAGCAGACGACAGUCUCCGCUGUGCCCCAAGUUAAAUCCACAGACAAUGAAGAUGCUACCUUUGGAGGGAGUUGUGUUAAUGUUUUGAAACCCGAGGCACAAAGUAGCUUGGACCGAGAAGAUGAGAAAGGUGAUCAUAACAUUCAAACAUCAGCAGAGAGUCAGCAUUGUAAACCUAACACUGUUGAAUCUGAUACGCAAGAUCAGAGUUUAGAUAAAAAGACUGAAGUUGUUGAACAAAGUGAACACAAAUUAACAAGAAAGAAAAACAGAUCAAAGGAGGGUGAUUUAAGUAAAGCAGAAGAUUCACAGAGGUGUGAUGAACCACCAGUGAAGAGUGUAGAUGGUGCUGAUGAGUGUGCAACAAGUGCUUCUUCACCUGACUUUUCAGAUAAAGUGACAAUAAGUGCAGAACAAGUUGCAGAGAAUUCAUGCAAGAAUUCUGAAAAAAAUAGGUUAAGUAAUGAAACUGAAGGCAAGCUUAAGCAUCACAUCCUAGGACUGACAGAUGAGAAUAAACCCAAGAAGGCUAAAACUACAGACGAAAAUGUAGGAUGGGAUGCUUCAGGAGACUUAAGUGUUACAGAUCAGGUGAAAGCUGUGGCUGCUGAGGCUGUACAAGGCAGCGGCUAUGUCUUUCAAGAGGACUUGGGCCUUUAUUUUGACUACACCUCGGGAUACUACUAUAAUGCUGAGAAUGGUCUAUACUAUGAUGGAAAGUCAGGCACAUAUUUCUACUAUGACCAUACCAGACAGACCUACCUGUUUCACUCUCAGGUUCCAGUGAAGCGACAAGGCAAAAGAAAACUGAAGAAAACUGAAGGCGAUGAGGACACCCAGCAGGAGAGAAAGAAAAGAUUAUCCCAAGUGAAAAGUACAAAGCCAGCAGACAGGGAGGAAGGAGAGUGCUCGGAUACCGAUGACGAAAUGGACGGGAGGAAAGAAAUGGUGAUAGGCAGUGAGGAAGAAGAUGAUGGGAAUAAAGAAUUAGAGGAAGAAAUUGGGAUUUCAGAAGACUCAAACGAAAACGAAGAGGCACCAGUUCAUGUUUCACCAUCAUUGAGGUUAAUGGUGGUAGAAAGUGGAAGUGAGAGAGUGAGGGUUGGAACACUACACUUGAUCACACUGGAUGGUGGAACAGUGGGUAGGGAAGCUCAAAACUUGGUACAGCUUCCAGAUAUCAGCAUCAGUAAGGUUCAUGCAGAAAUCACCUACAAAUCAGAUGGCGAUGAUGAUCAUCAUUAUUUUGUCAAAGAUCUUGGAAGUAAUAACGGCACUUUCAUCAAUGGGGUACGCCUCAGCGAGCCGAGGGAGACCAGCCAAAAUGUUGAGGUAAAAUUUGUAAUUAAUGAUGCACUAAAGUUCAGACUAUUCCAUGGAGAAACACUCCAUUGGGAGCCGCCCCAUGACGUCAAAGUCUGCGGUGCUCACGUGGCGCGGGCAAUAGUGUUAAAUCCAGGAAGACUCACUUGUAAUGAGUGUGAACCCGGUCUUGUGCUCUCUAAUGUCUCAUCACACACACAGUCAGAAACAGGAGGAACCAUAACAUCCUUCAAGGAUGCCAGGUCACGAGAAAAGGCCAGGAAGAAGCAGUUAAAAGCUCUUCGAAAAAAAUAUGCAGUUGCAGCUAAAGGUGAACCGUCUGCCAUUGAUGGACAGUACAAUGAUCGAGCUUUGAAACGGUUGAAAGAAAUUGGUUCUGAUAAUCCAUAUGAAAAAACGGAAGUAGCAUCAACUGACACAGCUCUAAGAGAGAACAACAAAGGGUAUGCAAUGCUGCAGAAAAUGGGAUGGUCACAGGGUCAGGCUCUUGGAAAGUCUCAGGCUGGCAUCACAGAACCGAUCCAGCCAGAUUGUGUCAUGGGACAUGGUGGUUUGGGUUGUACUGAGGUGACCGUUCCACUCGAUCCUGCUGAAGAGAGGAAGAGGAAACUCUUGCAGAUAACUCAGCAUCGCUAUAAACAAACAUAAAUGAAUGAAUGUCAUUGAACUGGCUCUCUGCAUGGAGGCUCCAUACAAGGAACUCCUAAGAGUAUCAACAAAACAUUUUCUGCAUAGCUGUUCUUUCAAUUUGAUCUUUACAUCUAUUGACCAGAUUGAUGGUGAGGCUGAACUUGGCUUGCCUUAUCCAACUCUUUCCUCUCAGUAGAUGUUGAUUGAAUGUAAUGUCUUUCUGAAGACCAAGUAAGUGUGUUCAGUAUUUGGAAACAUUGACAAGGCCUGUUAUUAUUAUGUAUCAAAUGAAAAUUACAAUAUGUGCACAUGCAGUAUAAUAGAAAUGUAAAUACAGUAUAUAAAUGUGUGUGUGUGUGUGUGUACUGACCUACUUUUAUUGUAGGAAUUGCCUUAUGUAUAUAGAAAGGUCUUUAAACUUGUAUAAGUUGAUCUUCCCAUACAUUUGUAUGUAAAUUAUGAAAGUAGCAUCACUUGUUUUAUUUCUUUACCUCAUGUUAGCUUUACUUGGUUAACUUUACUCUGGUACCUUUAGCAGUAUCAAACUCUGAUUUGAAAAUAUUCACUAUUUGUAUACUUAUUCUGGAUAAUAAUAAACAGGUUAAUGGUG